UAUCAAGAAAAGAACUAUCGUUUAAAAGCUAUCCUACACUACACAUUACAAUGGCUCCCAAAAAGAAGUCACCACGGCCUAAGAAGUCCAUACCUGAAUUGACAACAGUUGAGAGUGGAGUGGUUGUCCCAGAGCUGGGCGUUAAAAAGCUGGAGUUUCCACUUAAUAUUGAGCAGCUGAACCGGCUCAAUGGGGUUCCCUUGCCGCCCCCUGUGAUCCGACCCGGGGAGAAGGGUUUCGGCCUGGGCACUGAGCUAACCCGUCCCCUGCAUGGAUCCGCUAUGCUGGAGGAGCUGAGCCGCAUGAGACAGGAACGCUUCCUCACUGACAUGGAACUGGCCUGCAAAACCAAGGCAUUUGAUGUUCACAAACUAGUCAUUUCCUCAGUCAGCCAAUAUCUUCGUGAAGUCCUGGCUAAAGACCCUGGACUCAAACGACUGGAACUUCCUACCCUCUCACCUCUCGGACUUGCCAAUGUGAUUACAUUUGCUUACCUGGGCCGUGUGCACAUGUCCCUGUACACCAUUGGCUGCACUGUGGCUGCGGCGAGCACAAUGCAGAUCCCUCAUCUUCUCCAGAUGUGCAUGGAGUUCAUGAUGUCCGAGGUGAACGCUCACACGUGUGUGUACAUAUGGAACAUCGGCGCUGCGUACGGCCUGAUGCCUGUCCGCGAGGCCGCCCGGCGCUUCAUUCUGGAGAAUUUUGCCCAGUUUUGUGAGACAGCCCAGUUUAACCAGCUCACCCUGGAGCAGAUCACAUCUUUCCUGCAAGACGACAACCUAGUUCUUCCCUCGGAGGUCACCACCUUCCAGAUGGCAAUGAAGUGGUUAGACUUUGACCCAAAGAGGCAGGAACAUGCUGCAGAAGUGCUGUCUCACGUGCGCUUCGAGACCAUCCCUGCCAACGAGCUGGUUAGUGAGAUCCAGCCAGUGGCUCGUAUGAUGCUAGAUCCUCGGUGUCACCGUCUUCUGGUGGAUGCCAUGAACUACCAUUUGCUGCCUUACCAGCAAAACACACUGCAGUCACGGCGCUCAAAGGUCCGGGGAAGCCAGAGUGUUCUUCUAACCAUUGGGGGUCGCCCGUCUCUAACGGAGCGUGCCCUGAGUCGAGAGGUGCUGUGGAGAGAUCCUCGAGAGGGAACGGCUACAUGGCGUCAUCUUACUCAGCUGCCAGCAAAGAGCUUCAACCAGUGUGUGGCUGUGAUGGAUGGAUUCCUGUAUGUGGCAGGAGGAGAAGAUCAGAAUGAUGCCCGAAACCAGGCUAAACAUGCUGUUGGCACUCUUAGCAGAUAUGAUCCUCGCUUCAACACCUGGCUGCAUCUGACCAGCAUGCGCCAAAGACGUACACAUUUCAGUUUGGUGGCCACUGGUGGGCGGCUGUAUGCCAUUGGUGGGCGAAACACCGAUGGCCUCUUGGCCACUAUUGAGAGCUACCAGCCCUCUACCAACACUUGGCAGCUCCGUACGCCAAUGGAUAUGCCACGAUGCUGCCAUGCCAGUGCAGUCCUACCAUCAGGAGACAUCUUGGUGACUGGCGGCUAUGUCAACUGCGCUUACUCUCGCUCGGUCAUCCAUUAUAGCAUUGACACCGACACUUGGAGCGAGCAGGGAGAGUUGGAAACACCUCGAGGAUGGCACUGCUCUGCAACAGUAGGUGGUAAGGUGUACGUUGUAGGUGGAAGCCAGCUUGGUCCCGGUGGAGUCCGCAUUGAUGUAAUGACCAUGGAAGUCUUCUCCCCUGAGAGCAAAGAGUGGACAAGAGCGGCAAGCCUUCCCUUAGGAGUGAGCACAGCUGGCAUGUCCCCACUUGGAGAUCACCUGUACCUGCUGGGUGGGUGGAACGAAGAAGAGAAACGUUACAAGUCAGCGGUCCAGCGCUUUGACUCAGGCACUGACAGCUGGUCAGCAGUGGAAGAUCUGCCAGAACCCAUAGUGGGAGUGUCUUGCUGUGCCCUACCUUUGCCCCCACGUCAAGCGUCCCGAAGACACCGAAACACCCCUUCCCAUGAAGACCAGAGCAGAGUGACACAGCACAACACCGCAUGAGAAAUGAAAGCUGGGGAAAGUCAAAGAGCAAAAGAGAGACAGGGUGAAAGAAGAGAUUGUUAGAGUGUAGAAAAGAGAGAGCGAGGGAGAGGGACGUAUUGAUGAAAUGGAGAUUUAGAGAGUAGAAAGUAAGGAGUAACAACAUAAAGGGAAAAGCCAGCACAGAAGUCAUCUUGUU
Molecule: messenger RNA, 2223 nt
Organism: Rhinichthys klamathensis goyatoka
Lineage: Eukaryota; Metazoa; Chordata; Actinopteri; Cypriniformes; Leuciscidae
Gene: klhl43
Product: kelch-like family member 43
Exons: 6
Coding region: 51-2045 (664 amino acids)
Cellular component (GO): cytoplasm; nucleus
Molecular function (GO): protein binding
Source: RefSeq, a predicted model, not a curated record